CUCCCCCCCUGCUUCAAAGACUCUGAUGGACAAGGGUUCACGAAAGCUCAGCCUGGCAUCGGUGGUUCCAGUUCACGAGGAGGGACUUGCUGUGAGCCACCCAGCUGUGCAGGCACAGCAGAUGGAAGAAGAGCCACAGGUCAGCGGCAUACUUCGCUGGCUGCAGACGAGAGAUAGGCUGCAGAAUGGCCUCUCUUUUUGCGUUUAUGCGUGCGUAGGUGACACGAGCAUCUGUGAGUGCUGGGGCGGCAUCUGCAGCCACGCCAGCUGCUUCUGCUCAGCAUGACGAGGGGCGACGGCGGUCGUCCGUCGAGGGCUACGUGGGGCUGCCUCCUGACACUGUCACUGACCAUGAACCGCCUGCAAGACAACUUGAAGAGGUGCAGUUGGCAAGCAGGCACCCACGUUUCGAGCAAUGCGUCUGUGUCCGGUGUUGUGGCCUGUAUGCAGGCUCACAUAGUAUCGUUUCCGGCCAUGUUGGAAAGGCAGACGACAACGGAGAUCGACCUGGUGAAGCUGGUGGAGGGUGCCAUCGAAUCGAACAACCUGGCCCAGCUCAAGAAGGUCGUCAACAGCCUCUCGGACGAUGAGGCGGAGAAGGUCUUCGCAUCAGCGGUGUUCUCGGACUCGUCCCGUGACGAGUACAGCACCGCCACGCACAUGAUCGCUGGUGUGAGCGGCGGGCUCCUGGCCCCACGAAUUCGUCUUCCAUGCCACCUAUCCCCCAUUUCUGCGUCCUCCAUUUCUCUUCACGUGUGUCUGUCUUUCAGCAAAGGGUCGGGUGGAUAUGCUGGAGUGGUUGCUGAAGGGAUGGCUGCACUACCUAAGGAUGGAAGACCAGGUGGGCAGGGAGCCGCCGGCGCUGCCUUCCUGGCUGUCUGUCCGUAGUAUAUGCACCCUUUUGCCCUCGAUCAGAAUGGCAAGACGCCUCUCCACGUGGCGGCCAAGGAGAACCAAAUUGCCAUUGUUGAAAAGAUUGUGGACAUCUUGGGAUCACAUGAGUUGGAGGCACAGGACGAGGUGCGUGACUUGGGGCUAAAGGGAAGCGACAGACACGCACAUGUGCUUCUGGCUGGCUGGCUGGCUGGCUGGCUGGGUGGGUGGCUGGAUGUAGUUUGGCAGGACGGCCCUCGAGAUCGCUGCAGGUAGGUACGUAGGUACAAGAAGUGUCCCAUGUCUCAAUGAACAAGAGUAGGGCCAUAGAUGCAUUCCCCGUGUGGAUGUAUCCAGGCAGCGGGAGCGUCAAGAUAGUGGAGGUGAUGUUGCAGAUGAACCCAGACCUCAUCAAGAUAACAAACAACGUAGCACGACCCAACAACCAGUCUUGUCCAUGCUCGCGGAUGUGUGCAUUCAUGCAGCUUGGCCAAGUCCCCUUGCACGUUGCAGCCGAGAGGAAUCAGACGGAGGUAGUCGACAAAAUCGUGGAGAUGCUCGGUGCAUCCGUACUCGACACAAGAAACGAGGUACAGUGUGAGUGAAUCGCACGCCAAUGACUCCUCUUGGUCUCUCGCCCCUUUCUCCAUCAGGACGGGUCCACGGCACUUCACUCUGCCGCAGGUGCAGCAACAGACGAUCGCACAGAACAUCAAAUGACAUGGUGUAGUGGAUGUGGACGCCUUAUUUUGUUCUCUCCGGCAGCCAAGGGCAACACGAGCAUGGCUGAGGUCUUACUCAAAGUCAAUCCAAAGCUGUCACAGGCCACUAACGACGUAUAGCCGGGCAGCAGAGGCAACAUACAUCAGCUGAACUGCUUAUGCUCCUGAUGCUGUUCUUAUCUUUUGUCCAGGUCAACGCUACGGCCUUUCACAUGGCGGCUGCCGGGAACCACCAUCCUGUGGUUCAGCAGAUGCUGGACAUGUGCAGCGCUCGCGACCUCGCAGUGCAAGACCGAGUAAGUACAUGUGACAACACACACAUGCCCGUGAUCAUCCAGAAAUCGAUCGCUUCUCCAUUGAUUGCUGAAUAAUGUGCUGAUGCAGGAUGGCUUUACAGCUCUCCAUACUGCAGCACGUGACCCUUCUGACUGACGAGACACACAUCAAAGGCUGCCAUGUCCCUUGUCUCAGAGUUCGGUAGCGUGGAGGCCUUUGAGACCCUAUACAAGGCAGCACCCGACCUGCUCAAGACCAAAGACAAGGUCGCCCUCUCUCGCCACAGACAUACUCAUUGUAUACUGACCUGCGUGCAUGUUCAUGCCAUGUGUCUCCUGGUUCUCUGCCUGCAUACAUGGAUGGGCACACAAAUAGGAGGGAGAGACGCCGAUCCAUUUGGCGGUCAAGAGGGGCCAGCCCAAGGUGAUGGAGAGCAUCGUGUCAACAGUGGGUCCCGACGCCUGGGACGUCACCAACGAGGUGGUUGGCCACAUCACAUGCCAAGACAUGGUUCACGCAUACAUGACAGACAUCCAUUGACACUUCUGCAGAGUGGGGACACGAUCAUGCACAUCUUGGCAAGUGAGUGGAGCAAUGUGGUGCUACAGAUACACUCACAUGCGGCACCUCCUGUGUGUAUGUCGCCGCCUCUCUGCAGACAAGGGGACCGUCGAAUUCGUCAGUAAGCUGGUGGACGAGAGGCCAGAGCUGCUCAAGAUGCAAAACAAUGUAAGUAUCAUCAUCCAAGCAUGCACACAUCUGCGAGUUCGAUCGUUGAUGAUUGGUGUCAGGACGGGGAGAUUCCCCUCCACAUGGCAUCGAGUGAGGCCUACGGCACAAGUACAUGAAUGCCAUCUUCCGCUGCGUUUUGUCUACAGUCCGCGGCAGGUUGGAGAUAUGUGACAUGAUGCUUAAAAAAAGACCCACACUGCUGCAAAUCAAGGACAAGGUCAGUAUACCAGACCUGUCUCAUCAGACUGUCUCAUCCUUCCCCUCUUUCAUUUCUCGCAGCAUGGCCAGACCCCCCUGCAUUCUGCUGCCCGCGCCAAGCGUCCAGACGUUGUGGAGAAGAUGUACGAGCUGGCGGGCGAGGUGAUACUGCGGAUGCUCCAGUCAUUCGACCAGAUCAAGUCGUUGCUGGCCACGGAGGGUUUCGUCAAGGCCCUACCUUUACUGCGGCACAUGGUGGUCAAGGCCAUGAAACAGUCAGAGGAGUCACCCUGCCUGGCACCGCUGCGGCUCUGCAUGGACCUCAGGAGGGCCAUCGAGGCCAGACAAAGGGACUCAUACACCAAGUAACCGACAAGGCCCACGCAUACGCCCAACCAAAGCCACACCUCAUCUCCUGUGCAGCGACAUAGCUGAUAUGGCCGACUGGCUUGAGGCGUUUGCCGCGACUGCGUGUGCCGACAUGAGCGAGUGGGAGUUCAUGCAGUCACUUGAGAAUCACGAAAGGGUCUUCUUCAAAUACCUUGACGAGGCAGAGGCACUGCAAGUCGUCACACAACGUAACGUCCUAUGCCCAGACAGACAUGUCUCGUGCUGGUUGUGAUCUGUCUGUGUCUGUGUGGAUGGGUCGCUUUGUGGUGCAGCCAACAGCAUCCGUUUGGUCAAGGAUUGGUGGCGGAAGUCGUAUGUGUGGGUGGACCUGGGCUACAAGCGCCACAGUGUCAAGAACAGACUAUUCCUCUCCCCACGCAUCGCAUUCAUGAGCAGACUCACAGCCAUGAUCGUACUGUAAGUAAGCACCACACCAUACAUACAUACAGACAGACAGACACGCAGCGCGGCCCACGCGUAGCAUGUACUCCCUCUUGCUCUAUAUGUGUCUGUUUGUUUGAUUGCAGGAUAGUGUUUGUGUUGCUGCAUGCGGAGACCGUCAAACGAAGCAAUGACGAGCGGGGAGGCACCGACCUGUGGGUGUGGGGCAUCGUCAUCAUGGGAUUCGGAUUCCUCGCACAAGACAUCAUGCAGGUAAGUACCCACCCAUCCCAUGGAGCCACGAAGGGGAGUCGGGGCGGGAAGCGAUGCAGUGCUUUAUUGCCUGUUGGGUGUAGAUGGUGCGUUUGUCCAAGGUAUACUGGAGCGAGUACUGGCGAUACAUGGAGUUGGUCAGUUCGCUGGCGACGUUUCUCUUCGUGGUGUCUCAUUUCGUGGACGACUCGUCUGACCUGACAGUCAGCUCACUGUCGCUGGUCGGCCUGCUGUUCGCACUCAGACUACUGCAGAUAGCCACACUCAGCUCAUCCACGGGACCACUCAUUCUGUAUGUGGGACGACAACACGCAGCCAUUCGUUCACGCACACAGUGGAUGCAAGCGUGGUGUUCGUGUGGGUGUUGUUCCAGUUCAGUGGUGAAGAUAUUCUCUGACAUCAGCAUGUUCCUGCUCCUCUUUGCGUACGUGCUGCUGACCGUCGCCGCCACACUCGUGACGCUGUCUUCCCAUGAGAACUACGAACACUUUGGCUCAUACGGCAGGGCCAUACUCUCUCUGUAAGGCGGGCAAGAAAGGGCAAAAGACAGAUGGCUACUAAAAGACUUAAGCAUUCGUUAAUCUUCACCAACGGGCAGGUUCUACGCCGUGUUGGGGUCAUUCCAGGUGAAGCGUGCUGGUCAAAGGAUAUGUGUGCGCAGGGGUGUUUUGUCGCUCAGGAGCCGCUGGAUAAUUCGAUCGAUAACGAGUUUGUGCUGACGGCUAGCCUGCUGUGCCUCUUUCUCAUACUCGCACCCAUCAUCCUCGUACGCACAUGACACAUCGAUGGCAUACCACACACGCUCACCUGACUCUGCAUCUGCGUCCCCCCUUCAUCUGUCACACAGCUGAGCGUCUUGGUCGCCAUCAUGGUGAGGAGCAAGCUGCACACAUGGCUGACGCGUCCUGUACAUGGGUAUCCUUCAUACAGGCGUCUACGUGGGGCUCGAUCGCACAAUACCAAAACGCGCAGUACCAGCUCAUACGCAUCCGCAUACUCAACGAGUAUUUGGUGAGCAUACUUCACAGCAGUGCUGAUAUGCUUGAUCUCCUCCCCCUCCACCUCGCCCAAUUGCGUCUGUGUUCUUGUAUGAUCACGACACGACAGCUCAUGCCCUCAUAUGAGCGACUCCCGCCCCCAUUCUCUAUCUUGGGUGACACACGAUACUCAGAACCAUCGACGCAGGGAACCUUGCACCUUCACUGUCUGUUUGUCUCUUGUCUGUCUGUCUGUCUGUCUGUCUCUCGGUCACUCCGAUGGAUCAUGCAGCUGUGUUGGUGCUGGCUCCCUUGCGGCAUUUAGCGUGGCGCAUCGGGGCCAUUGUAAGGGAGCAGCCAAUUAGCGACGCAAAGCAGAAUCGAGCGUCGGUCUUCACGGCCACGCCCGCCUCCCGUCCGCACCGGCAGACCAAGAGCAGCCGCCCAUCCAGCCGAUUCAGACACAGCGUCACGCGGAUGCUCAACAGAGUGUCGAUAUUCGACAUAUCCUUCAGAACCGACGCGAGAACAAGGUGGCGCAGCACACUGAUGCAGCCGAUGCGGCGGCACAUGAGGCUGACAGGCUACUCGUGGCUGUCGAUGAGCUACUGGGCCAUCUUCAUUGCCACCCUCAUGAUCGAGACACUCAUGUACAGUGUGGCCAUGACGCCCCUGCUGGUGGUGGCGGCCAUGUGGGAGACCCUCGUGGGGUUGCUGCCGGUGGGGAAACACAGGCUGGUGGACUGGAGAGAUCUGCUGCUGUUCCCUUACUUGCCCUUCCUCGCACCCGUCCUCAUCUUCUACUCUGUGCUCGAGGAACAAAGGAAGGUACACACAAAGAGGGGGGGGGUGAAUGGAUGGAUGCGUGGCGUGCCGACUGGCUGCCAGGCUCAGGUUGAAAGGGACCGUGACAUGGACGCCAAGCGGGAGAGGGAGGCCGAGGAAGCGAAGGAGAAGACAAGGAUGACCUUCAAUUUGGUGGCCACCAAAGACCUCGCGCUCAUCGGCACCCCUCGGCCGAGCAAGUGGGCGCGUUACAUUGACAACUGGAGCGAGACGGUCGAUGCCCGCAAGGCAGAGACGCAAGACGUCAUGGCUGGUGCGUGACAUGAUACAUGUCUCACUCGACAUUCCCAUUUUGGUGCCUGCAGCCUUUAACAAGCUGUCAGCGUCUUUCAGCUCCUUCAAGGACGACGUGACAGCAUGUAGGACCUUUCACAUACCACGCAGAUCAAUCAAUUACUCAAUCUAUUUAUCACUCAAUACAUCAUUUUGUGCCCGCCUCAAGUAUGUGUGUAUGUAUGUAAUGUAUGUAUGUGUGUGCAGUGUUGCAUCGAAUCGACGCCCGCCAGGUGGAGUCUGAGGCUCGCCAGAUGCAGAUAGAACAGCAGCUCCUUAAGAAUGGCCAGGAUGGCAAUCCUGUGUCAUAGGAUGUACA
This is a messenger RNA of Vitrella brassicaformis, 6260 nucleotides long. The record is from the annotation of a GenBank genome assembly. NCBI's taxonomy places the organism in Eukaryota, Vitrellaceae.